Messenger RNA from Pteropus alecto (black flying fox), 4396 nucleotides. It is a transcript of the gene ARHGAP30, whose product is annotated as Rho GTPase activating protein 30. The coding region runs from base 261 to 3587 and encodes 1108 amino acids. The transcript is spliced from 12 exons. Gene Ontology annotation, biological process: small GTPase-mediated signal transduction. The record is from RefSeq and is a predicted model, not a curated record. Gene Ontology annotation, molecular function: GTPase activator activity. NCBI's taxonomy places the organism in Eukaryota, Metazoa, Chordata, Mammalia, Chiroptera, Pteropodidae.
GCGAGUGCCAGUUCGGGCCACGAGACGCAGCUUCUUGCCAGGGUCCUGGCAGCUUCCUCUUCCACGGCCGCUUCCGUGUGGCCAGGGCUCCAGAGGCAGGAGCUGCUGUCUGCUUCUAGGCCCCCCUCUACCCCAGUUCGGAGCCCUGCCCCCUGGGGCCGGGCCGGGGGGGCCCGGAGGCCGGCUUAGGAUCCCAUGGGGGACCGGUAGGGCGAAGGCCUCAGGGUCGGAGGCUGGGCCAGAGCCCCGCAGCCCCAGCCAUGAAGUCUCGGCAGAAAGGAAAGAAGAAGGGCAGCGCGAAGGAGCGGGUGUUCGGGUGCGACCUGCAGGAGCACCUGCUGCACUCGGGCCAGGAGGUGCCGCAGGUGCUGAAGGCCUGCGCGGAGUUCGUGGAGGAGCAUGGGGUGGUGGACGGCAUCUAUCGCCUCUCAGGAGUCUCCUCCAACAUCCAGAAGCUCCGGCAGGAGUUCGAGGCAGAGCGGAAGCCGGACCUACGGCGGGACGUCUACCUGCAGGACAUUCACUGCGUGUCCUCCCUGUGCAAGGCCUACUUCAGGGAGCUGCCGGACCCCUUGCUCACCUACCGGCUCUACGACAAGUUCGCUGAGGCCGUGGCAGUGCAGCUGGAGCCUGAGCGCUUGGUCAAGAUCCUGGAGGUGCUUCGAGAACUGCCCGUCCCGAACUACAGGACCCUGGAAUUCCUGAUGCGUCACUUGGUGCACAUGGCCUCGCACAGCGCGCAGACCAACAUGCAUGCCCGCAACCUGGCCAUCGUCUGGGCCCCCAACCUGCUGAGGUCUAAGGACAUAGAGGCUUCAGGCUUCAACGGGACUGCGGCCUUCAUGGAGGUGCGCGUGCAGUCCAUCGUCGUAGAGUUCAUCCUCACGCACGUGGACCGGCUCUUCGGGGGUGCUGCCCUCUCUGCUGCUGAUGGGGAUGGUGGAUGGCGCUCUCUUCCGGGGCCCCGGGCGUCGGGCAGCCCUGAGGACCUGAUGCCCAGGUCCCUGCCCUACCACCUGCCUAGCGUCCUGCAGGCUGGAGACGGCCCCCCGCAGAUGCGGCCCUACCACACCAUCAUCGAGAUCACAGAGCACAAGAGGAAAGGGUCUUUGAAGGUCAGGAAGUGGAGAUCAAUCUUCAAUCUGGGUCGCUCUGGCAACGAGACCAAGCGUAAACUCCCACGGGGGCUGGAGGACAGGGAAGACAAAUCUGACAAGGGGGUGCUGCGGCCAGCCAAGAGCAUGGACUCACUGAGUGCUGCGGCUGGGGCCAAUGACGAACCGGAGGGGCUGGUGGGACCUAGCAGCCCCCGGCCAAGCCUACCGCUUUCUGAGAGCUUGGAGAAUGAUUCUGUGGAGGCAGCAGAGGGUGAACCGCAGCCCGAGGCAGAGGCCCUGGGCAGCACGAACUCAGAGCCAGGCACGCCACGAGCUGGGCGGUCAGCUGUCCGUGCUGGGGGCAGCAGCCGUGCUGAGCGCUGUGCUGGCGUCCACAUCUCAGACCCUUACAAUGUCAACCUCCCCCUACACAUCACCUCUAUCCUCAACGUGCCCCCAAACAUCAUCUCUAACGUCUCCUUGGCCAGGCUCACCCGUGGCCUUGAAUGUCCUGCCCUACAGCCCAGGCCGAGCCCUGCCUCUGGCCCUGGCCCCGGCCCGGGCCUUGGCCCUGGCCCCCCAGAUGAGAAGUCGGAGGCAAGCCCAGCCCCAGGUGCCCUGGCUGACUCAGGCGCGGCAGACGUGGCCCCUGCCCUGGAGGACUGCCUGUCCCAGGAGGUGCAGGACUCCUUCUCCUUCCUAGAGGACUCAAGCGGCUCAGAGCCCGAGUGGGUGGGGGUGGAGGAUGGGGAAGUGGCCAAGGCAGGAGCAGCAGGAGCAGCCUUCUCCCCUGGGGAGGAUGACCCUGGGAUGGGCUACCUGGAAGAGCUCCUGGGAGUUGGGCCGCAGGUGGAGGAAUUCUCUGUGGAGCCACCCCUGGAUGACCUGUCUCUGGAUGAGGCACACUUCGUCCUGGCUCCCAGCUGCUGUUCCCCGGACUCUGCUGGCCCUGGGCCAGAAGCAGAGGAGGAAAGUGGGGAGGAAGUCUUCCUGAGUGCCUACGAUGACCUCAGCCCCCUCCUGGGGGCCACACCCCUGGCCUGGGAGGGUCCAGGUCUUCGGGAAGAAGAGGCAGCAGGGUGUGGCAGGCACGAGGCUCCAGGACAGGCCGAGGAAGCACCGGCAUGCUGCAGACCUGGGCAGGACGAGGAGGCUGAGCCUGGCAGCAGAUGGGACAUCAGGGAGGAAGCUGAGGGGAGUCCAGAGUGUGAGGCGGAGGCUGGAGGGGCAGGGGAGGAUGAAGAGGAGGCUGGGGGAGGCCAAGAGAUGACGGUCAGUUUGAGAGAAGGAAGUGGGGAAGAGACAGAGGCCAACGGAGAAGAGGCCAAAGGUCAGCGGGAGGAUGAGAGCACGAAAGCAGCUAAAGGGGUGGAGAAAAUGGGAGGAGAGCAGGGUAAAGACAAGGACGAAAGAAAGACUGAGAGACAGGACGAGGCCGAGGAAGCGGGGGAAGCACAGGGAGAGGCCGGAAGGGACCCCGAGCACGAGGCCCAGGAAAGCCACGCUGUGGAGGAGAGCUGGGAAGUUGUACAGGAACGACAGGCUGAGGAAGGCAGAGGGGAUGAGGAUAAGGUCAAAGGACGGCAGGAGGACGGUGACCAAGAGGCCAGAGAAGACCGAGGAGACGGUGAAGACGGCAGAAGUGCAGAAGCGGCAGCUGGAGGAGGAGCAGGGGAGGUCGGCAAGGAGCGCGAGAGCGGCGAUGGAGAGGCAGAGGGGGACCGGAGGGCCGGCGGGGAUCAUUUAGAAGAGAGCUUCCUCCUUGGAGGGUCAUCUGUAGAGUCCUUGGAGGCUGACAGUGCCAAAGAGGGCAACGCCCGUCCCUCUGAGACAGAACAGGCAGCCCCACCGCCACUUCGGCCAGAGGAGAUGGAGCCUGAGGGGCAGCCUAGUUCAGAGGGCUGCAGUCCCUGCCUGUGUCCCCUGGGCUUGGCCGGCGGUGUGGGCAUGCGCCUGGCUUCCACCCUGGUUCAGGUCCAACAGGUCCGCUCUGUGCCAGUGGUGCCCCCUAAGCCACAGUUUGCCAAGAUGCCCAGCACAAUGUGUAGCAAGAUCCAUGUGGCACCUGCAAGUCCAUGCCUGAGGCCCGGCCGGCUUGAUGGGACUCCCGGGGAGAGGGCCUGGGGGCCCAGAGCCUCUCGCUCCUCUUGGAGGAAUGGGGGUAGUCUUUCUUUUGAUGCUGCUGUGGCUCUGGCCCGGGACCGCCAGAGAACUGAGGCCCAGGGAGUUCGGCGGACCCAGACCUGUACUGGGGGUGAGGACUACAGCCUCAUCCCCAGAACCUCCCCCUGUAGCAUGACCUCUGCCCAUUAUCCUCGGCCCCUCAGCUGCCUGGAGCUCCCUCCUGAAGGAUCAGAAGGGUCUGGACCUCGGAGUCGGCUUAGUCUGCCCCCCAGAGAACCCCAGCCCCUUCACCCCCUCUUACCCCCACAGCGCAGAACGUAUGCCUUUGAAACACAGGCUAAUCCUGGGAAAGGUGAGGGACUGUGAUUAGGACCAGAGCAUUGGGCAAAGGGGACAGUAAGUUGUCUGGGAUCUCUGGGGUCCCUAACUAGCUGUGUCUUCUGCAGCCCGAGGAGCUGCAGUGCCCAACUCUGUGGGCUCUGGGUCUCUAACUUCUCUGUGACUAUGGGAGGAACUGCCUUGGUUGGUUCACCUGAGCUUGGCUCAGACACAAAGCACUUAUCCCUUAGGAGAGUCCCAAGAAAGUCACCGAGAUCCUGUUCCUAGGGAGUGUGGUCAUUGGCCAAAGGGAACAGAGUAGGCAGAAAACGUAGAGGUUUCUCAAAGUGAAGAAUGAAGGGGGAACUCCAGCCAAGUCCCUGCCUUCCUCUGCCGCUGUGACCUUCUCUUCAUGGAAGCCCCCAGGGUGGAGGUGGGGAGGACAGGGCCGGUCAGAACUUGUCAUACCCUUCUAAAGUUGCUCAUCCUUGUUCUGCUCUUGGAUGCCUGUAUACCUCCCGACCCUCUUAGCUCCAGGUUACGCGCACGUGUCCAGGAAGCGCUGUGAAGACCUCGAUGUUUGCUGGAGGGACUGGCUCCCUUCCCAGCAACUCCACCCACUGCCUCUGGUCACCUUAAGGGAGGUCUUGCUGUGGCCUCGCCUUUUGCCUUGGGAACAACUUCCUCCUAUUUCAGGGAAGGGGAAUGGCAUCUCUGGGGCCCUGGGACUGCUUCCGCAGACAGGCUAGGGCCACUAGUCUCAUUCCCCUAAGGAGUGACGUCUCGGAAUAAAAGUUGUAUUUUCACAUGUAAAUAGUGUGGAGUUUGAUUAUUCUUAUUAGAGUCUUGGGUGACCG